UUGCAGUUGGUUGCAAUCAACGUGUCUUCUAACACGAAAUUUUUGCCAACAAAGUCAGAAAAUAUAUAAUUUAUAUUAAAAAUGUUUUCUAAAAUUUAUCUUUCAAUUACGGAAUGGCUGCAUACUUUAACCCCUGUGCAAAUCGCCAUACGGAUCGGAGUUCUUAUACUUGCAGUUUUCAUUGCAAAAGUUAUUGUAACCUCGCUUUGCAAAAUGAUCAAAAAGUACCUAAAUUAUUUAAAAAAACCUAAAUGCAACGAUAUGGUGAAAACUUUGAAAAGUCACUGCAGCGAUUAUAAAAUUCUAGGCUUUCACUGUGAAUGGGUUACUGUAAAAGGCAAAAAUAGGUCUGUGGCUAUGUUGCAAUUGUGUUCUCCUAAGGCUUUUUGUGCUAUAUUUCGCUUGUGGCGCAUGCGAAGGAUACCUAAAAGCUUAAAAGCUGUCUUGGAAGAUGAAAAUAUUAUCAAAGUUGGGGUAGACAUCGUGUUAGAUGCUAAGAAACUGGCAACGGAUUACGGUAUCAAGGUGGUUGGUGCGUUUGACUUGCGCUAUAUGGCACUUAUGACUCGACGCAAACCAGAAGAUUUAGAUAGCAUGUCACUCGCUAUUCUUAAUGUUAAGCUUGAGAAAGAUUAUGGUUUCGAUUAUUACUGGGAGGCCGAAGAGUUACAGGAAGAGGAAACCGAGUACGCUGCUAGUAAGGCUUAUGCAUGUGUGGAGAUUUUUAAAAGCUUAGCGUUUGAACUAGACCCAGUUGAUUUGCACCAAUUUCCUAACGGAAAUUUAAGCAAAUCCCUAUUUAGGCUUAAUAUAUCCGAAUUCUUGGAUUUGCAUUUCGGGGAAUGGCGAAAAACUACUGUUCAAUACUCAACCAUACUCCAAUCUUUGGAGGUAUAUUGUCCAAGCGAUAAAUGCUUGCUUCUUGCACCAGACGACGAGUUCGUAUGUCUGGUCGAUAAAAGUAAAGGUGAAUGGUAUUUGAGGGAACAGCUAGGAACACAAGUUGACUCCGAAAAGUUUACCAUACGCUUGAAGUUUUUUCCGGCUUUUCGAGCAAUAGGCUUUUAUCAGCAAUCAAAUUCUCAAUGCUACAUCUGCGGUCACCCUGACGGACUGUUACAUAAGCCUGUUGUGCCGAUGGAUUUGCGUGAAUAUUUUCCAGUGACGUUUCAACUUUUUACUUGUCGUGAUGUAAUAUUCUUAUGUCCAAGGUGCCUUCGCUUAAGUCAUGUAUCCGAUUUUGAAAUGUAUAACAAACUGAAAAAAAAAUCGCUUGCUCGCUACAGCUCUGACCGGUUUUUAAGAACUAAAGAGGCGGCCAAGGCAUUACUAAACGGACAAGCAUCAGAAGAAAAUAGCCAAUACUGCAAAGCUUUGGUGUCGGAUUAUUUUAAGAGUUGUUUCGACGAACAACCUGAGAUUAACCAAAAGGUAUUGGAAAUUGUAUUAGGUAAUAGAGUAACACAUUCAAAUUACGUUGCCGUCAAAAAAUUUCAAGCCGAGCCCGGAGGUUUAAGGAAAUUAGAAAAAUUAUGGCGUGACCACUUUUGGUCGAAAUAUUGUCCUCCCUCCUAUAGUCAUCAAGCUAUGCUGCUCUGGUCAAAAGACUGCGAAGAACAUUUACAGGUGCAGGUCUGCUGAUGGCUAAUAUAUAUUUAAAAAUCAAAUGAUUAUGUCUAGAAAGAACAUGAAUAAUUUCGAUUAAACAAAUAAAACAAGCCAUUUGUACGUAUUCUUCAUUAGAUGCGAUAAAAAAAUCAUGAAUAGUGCUUAUUACAUAUGGGAAAUAGUUUUCUCUCUAAGCAAUAAAAGCAUUGCCGGUAAUUGGUUUGCAAUGGAAACUGACUUUUCAUAA
Glossina fuscipes is the source of this 1855-nucleotide messenger RNA. Its product is annotated as exonuclease 3'-5' domain-containing protein 2-like. The transcript has 6 exons. Gene Ontology annotation, molecular function: 3'-5' exonuclease activity; nucleic acid binding. Lineage: Eukaryota; Metazoa; Arthropoda; Insecta; Diptera; Glossinidae. The record is from RefSeq and is a predicted model, not a curated record. Gene Ontology annotation, cellular component: cytoplasm; nucleus. The coding region runs from base 82 to 1641 and encodes 519 amino acids. Gene Ontology annotation, biological process: nucleobase-containing compound metabolic process.